CCGCAGCCAGAUGGCUAACAAUGUAGUAGCAACUUAUCUGUUGUCCGAUGAUGGAUUUACAGUAACACACUUCCUUUAUCUUUACAGCCUCGAGUAACGGUAGGCAAACAGCCUCGGGAACAGAAUACAGAGCUGUAGUAACUUCAAAGUCGAUGGCGCUUUGAACUUCAAGGUUCUGAUGCAUCUCAGAGUCUGCUCCUAGCCCUGUGCUACAUCCAUACAGCUGGUGAAAGCCCUCCUGCCCUUCUGUGGGUGACCAUCUCACCCCACCGCUCUGUUUGAGCACUAGGGGGCGCUGUGCCGAAAGACUUCACACCAGGGCAGUGUGGGAAUACCGUGAGGAAAAAGGGAUGGCUCUGUGCUGACUGCAGUGAGCUCUGAGGUCUGAGUCGGAGUGAUGCAGCUGAAAAAAAAGCUGACAAAACGGCCUGCUCGUUAGUGAGCGGGGUUAAGCCAUGGAAGAUCUGACUCUCGUCAGCGGAAAGAGGAAGCUGUCCCGGACACCGGGAUCGGGUCACCUGUGCUAAGGUGGCUCUGAGACAGGGCGUGGUCACAGGUAGGUGGCGGCCGGUUGAAGGAGGCGUGGCUAUGGCAGGGGGUCACAGGUGGGCUGCGUGCUCGGGACGCCCCUCCUCCGCCAGCUCGGAGGGGUCGGGGGCGAGCUGGGAGGGGGGGGACGAGGACUUCUACAGCCAGAUGGACGAGAACGGCAUCAUCGGGCUGAAGGAGGUGGUGCAGGACGACGAUUCGGAGGGAGGCGCAGCCCUGACCUGGGGCUCAGAGGGGGACCCGCCAACCCCCGCGGAGCACCACCUGCCGGACCAGAGCUUCCACCUGAGUGAGCUGCAGGACUCCCUGUCUCCUGGAGAGGACAGCCACGCCCUGUCAGUCUAUGACCUGGGCGAGCGUACUCCACACAGCGGGGGCAGUGGGACAGAGGAAGAGGACCGCAGCUGGCUGACCCACAGGCUGACAGAGACAGACCCGCAGAUGGACCUGACAGACGAGGAGAGAGAGGAGGGGGAGGAGGACGAGGAGGAUUUCAGCAGGAACAGCGACCCUCUGGGCUGCUCUGACUCGCUUUGCUCAGACUCAGAGGAGUCCAGGGAUGGACACUGCUGGAGGGGGAGCCCCAAACUCCCUCAGGGAGAGGACCCCAGUCUGGCGGGAUGUCUUCAGGACGGUGACGUGGCAGAGGUGCACAUGUCGGAGCCCAGUGGGGACUCUCAGGGGGAUGAAAACGAGGGGUCACGGCUGAGGGACGCCCUAACUGCACUGCCCCCGUCCUCGCCUCUGCGUCCGCCACUGACCGCAGGGGGUCACAGGGAGCGCCUCACAUGGCACGCCAGCACCCCCGCCGACCUGCAGCUCCUCCACCUCGGCACAGAAGAGCCAGCCGCCGGCGCCGGGUUCGAGGGUUUGGCAGAGAGCCUGACAGAGUCGUGCAGCAGUCUGGAGAGCCACGCCUCCACAGCGGGCCAGCUGUGUGAGUCUGAGGGAGACGGGUCCCCAGACGGACUGACCUUCACCACUGUGUCCCCCCCUCCAGGGCUCAGACAGGAACGCUGUCCAGGAAGCAGGGUGGAGGAGGCGGAUGAUGAGGAAGAGGAGGAGGAUGAUGAGGAGGAAGAGGAACAGGAGGAGGAGGAGGAGGAAGAGGAUGGGAGGGCACAUGAGGAAGCCACCAGGACUAACCCUCCUCCUCUGUUACCAGAGAAACUAAAGACAAAACAUCAUCACGCACCUCAUGAAGCCCCGCCCUCCCUCACACUCCAGCGCGCUCAUGAGGGGAGAUCAUCACCUUUAAACUCCACCCCCUGUCGGACUGUAUCUCCGAGAGUCCGCAGGGGACACAGUGCCCUCGGAAAGGGCUCCCCCAAACCUUCAGGAGCGAGCCCAGUCAGGAGCAGCCAGGACAGUGGCAGCAGGUACGGUAAGGGGCAGCUGAACUACCCGCUGCCAGACUUCUCCAAGGUGGAGCCGAGGGUUCGCUUCCCCAAAGAGGGGUACAGGCCUCCCAGGAGUAAGGGGAGGCCCCGAAAGAAAGGCCCGGGCUCAGAGCCCCCGCUGGUCUUCAAGUCUCCCGCUGACAUUGUGAGAGAGGUCCUGCUGAGCAGUGCUGACACCCCCUCGCCCCCCACGGGGCCCCUGAGACCCCCCAACACCACCCUGCCGCAGGAGUUUCGCUCCCCACAGCAGGCCACCGCCCUCGUCCACCAGCUGCAGGAGGACUACAGAAGGCUGCUGACCAAGUACGCAGAAGCAGAGAACACUAUUGACCGGCUGCGGCUGGAAGCUAAGGUCGGUUUGUACUCUGACCCUCCGAAGCCCAGUCACCCUGUCCACUCAGGCACACUCCACGUGGGUUCAAAGGUCGUGACCCUGACCUUUCCCCAGGCCCAGAGAGCAGAACUGGACCCCGGCGCUGUUUCCCACCUGUCAGUAACACCUGAUCCAGGAGAGAAGGGGGCCUCCCCUGGCUUUCCCUCAGCUGCGGCCUCCUCCUCUCCCUGCAGCCUGGGCCCUGGGUUUGGAGAGCGGCUGACUCAGGCUCUCUCCACUCAGGCUGAGAGGUUCCAGAUGCAGGUUGAGUCCUGUGAAGAGCUUCUGAGACGUGGGAAGCUCAAACCCUGCGAGCAGCUGAAGGCCCUGUCCCGCCUGGUCCAGGGUCAGGACUCUUUGGAGAGGGGUUACCUCGGGGCACGCGAGAAGCACAGACUGCUGCAGCUGCAGGGGAGAGAUGUGGGGCCCUUCGAUCCAGACAGGGAGCUGGAGGGGGAGAUUUUCCGAUCCGGAAUGCGUCUGGAGGAGCUGAAGGAGCACGUUCAGCAGGCAGCGCCGGUCCAAGCUGAUUCUGUGGCCCCGCCCUCACCGCCACCACCUGGGCUGGACACUACCAUAAGCCCCCUGAGGGCCGGCACCCCCACACCACAUCCUGAGAACCCAGCGUUUUCAGCGGGCAUGGCGGUGACUUCAGUCAGUGGAGGGAGCGAGGGAGAGGAGGAGAGAAGCGGGGAGGAAGAGCUGCCCCGCCCCCGUUGUGUGCUGCAUCACAGACACCAGCACCAGGAGAUUGAUCUCAGCCACCUGCUGGACAGCGGUCUGAAUUUAGGGGAGGUGCCGCAUCUGCUGGACUUUGGUCAGGGAGAGGGGUUCCCAACCUCUGCUGCAGCACACGCCUUGUCCCCUCAGGAUUAUGGGAUACCUAUGGAGCCCAGGAGGACUGAAAGAGAUGGGAGGACUGUGGCCCAGCUGCCACCAGGGGGAGCUAAAGAGGCAUUUUUGGCUUCACCUCCUGGACACACAGGCCUCCACCAUCAUCAGCCCCUCCCCCGUUCCCCUGCGUUUCCACGGCAACAGGGUCAGGAGCUGAAGGGGGUCGCAGUGAAGUCUCCCAGCAGCAGCAUGGCAAGCGUGGGAGAGAGCGCUCCCUCCGAGGGUCGAGCGUCCCAUCUGCAGAACGCGUUCAGGACAGCGCCCCUUCAGGAUGGAAUCUUGUCUCCUGAAACAGACAGCGGCUUUGUGGGCUCAGAGAGCAGUCACCUCACUGUUGCAGCGCAUGGUCCUGUCCAGCAGAGGGCGAGAGCGAGUGAUUCUGCUGCUCUGGAAGAAGGAGGAGGGACGAGGCCGCCAAUCUCUGUUCAGCCCCGCCCAAGCUCCACCCUUCAGGGACACACCUUGCAGGACAGCUCCAGGGUUGCCCGGGGCAACGCCGGGGGUCCGCGGUUAGGAGGGAGGGGCGGGCGUCCCCCACGCAGCCCAUCUGCCGCCAGCUCCCCCCGCCAGUGGCCCAGCAGUGUGAGCAGCGAGUGUGACCCAGAGAGCGACCGCACUCACGGUGUGUCUGAGGGAGAAGAAGUUUGCCAUGGUGUCCGUCACACCCAAACAGCCAAUCAGCAGCUACGCCAUCAGAGGAGCCCCUCCCCCACUGUCUUACAUCACUAUAGCGACCCUGUCAGAGUCCGUGGCUCAGAACAGCCAACUGGUCGACAUCAGGCCCUCCGGUCCCUGCAGACUGAAGUGAGUAGGUUGAGGGAGCAGCUGGAGGGCAGUCUGCGGAGGACUGGGCAUUCACUCUCCACUACAGUGCCCCCUGCAGGCUUGGGGGACCCGCUGCAAUCCCAGCACAGCGCUCCAUACUCCAGGAUUACUCAGCACCAGGCCGGUAAUGAGAGAGCGGAGGAGGAAGAGGAGGAAGAUGGAGAGACAGAGCAAAGAGAGAGGAAUGCAGAAGCUCCCAGGCCGACCCCUCGGAGGAGACCCUCUGUCCCUCGAUUGAAGCCUGAGCUGGAUAUCACUAGCGAUUCUGAGCAUGUCCAGUUCACCUCCAAGCCACACGUCGCUAGGGGUAUCCCAGAAUCCUCAGCAACCCAGAGGGGGAGGAGGAGGGCCAGAACAGAAGCUGUAAAGCACAGAGGGCCCUACACAGGUCAGCAGUGGAGCUUCACAGCAUCUGGAGGCCGUGAGGACGUUGAUCAGAGGGAGGGGCGUAGCUUCCUGCAUCCACAUGGCGCGUCACACAGCACUGUGGAGCCGCCCGGCGGGAAGGGCAGAGCAGGGGGCGUGUCCGCCACCCACCCCCGCUCUGGUCGCCGCCCACGAGCCCAGGGUUCGAGGCUCGGCAGAGACAGAACGAGGCCAGGAAAUAAUGGCCAUUCAACAGAAAGAAGCUCUGGCUCAACCCCAAGAAGUACCGAGCCAAUAGGCUCUCCCCACAGGGGUGUGUUCGUGGCAGCCCCGCCCCCUCCUGUUCCAGGCAGCGUACCAUUGGUGCAGUGUGUUCCAGUCUGUCCGUCAGUGCUAUAUUACUCCACCCCCGCCCCUGUCUCCAUGGUCGCACCUCCUUAUCCUCAGCCCUUCUACCUGUCAUUGGGUGGUGGGGCAGGAGGAGGCGGGGCGUCGCGGUUUGACCCCGCCCCCUCAGCGGAGCAGUCCCUGAGCAGGUCUCUGAGCCGCGCCAUCGAAGCCGCCCGCUGCAUGAGGGUAGCGUCCCAGCGCAUGGCCCGCUCGCUCUCCACCAGCCUCCUCCACCAGGGGGCGCCGUCUCAGACCUGCCUGCACUGAGAGAGCUGGACAGCAGGGGGCACCAACACUGACCCUCGGCUCCACCUCCUCAAUCUCAGGGGUCACCUCUGCAUGAGGCUUUUUUGUGCGUUUUUCACCAUCUGUUGUUCGUGAUCACAUAUCCCUUCGAUUACAGGUGUUGCCAAAUGUGUUAUUUAUUUUUUAAAUGUGUUUGUGUUUCAGUGUUCUUCACCAAAUCACAUUGCUUCCACUCAGCCAUCCUGUGUGGCCUGCCCUGAUUGAGCUGCUGCUGUUAAUAGCAAUGCCGAAUCAAUAGUAUUGAUCCCAGCCAUCUCCGUCCUGGUUCACCGGGAGUUUCCUUCUUGCUGUUCUCGCCGUUGUUACUCAGCACAGAAAAAUGGAAUCCAGUUCUCUCUGUUCUCUCCGGUUCUCACCUUUGCGUCCGCGUUGACUUUGCUCAGAUCUCUGACAGCUUCGUGUGCAUCUCUCGGGGGCUUUGUGCAGACAGCCUGCCAGCUCUCCCAUCACCUUCGUCAGAUCUCCCUCAGCUUUGUUUGAGUUUCCGGUGUUUUUCUCCCAGGUGAGGGAGCGAUGCCUUUCCUCAGCAGGGCUCCCUGGCCCAGUUUCACAGAAAGUGGGAUCACUUUUGAGGAAACUCUCACACCAGUUAAAUUAAACCAAGAAAAUAAGUUGUUUUUUGCUUUUUUGUCCUGUGUAUGUUGCAUUGAUAACUCAUUAUACGCUAUCAGGUAUAUUUAGGCUAAAAUAGUGGCAGCUGUGAAUUAUUGUUGGCAGCAUAGAAAUGCUGCUUUUCAUAAAAUGGUUAGAUUUUUCUAAAUUAAUUUUUAUACCUUUGAAAAGGGUUAAGAGAGCUUUGUUCCUGCUGUAAAGUAAUUCCUAAAAAUGAUGAUGGUCAUCAUGCGCUUGUGUAAUACAUGAUUACAAAGUAACAGUAAUCAUUAACACAUGUUAAAACCCCCCUUUUCACUCGCAGUAUUCAAAAAUGAGAUACAGAGGCUACAAAGUACCUGUGAGAUGCUUUCAUUUUUUAACAUUCAUUGACUUAAUUUAUUCAUUUGCUUUGUGUAGUAAGUCUUUUGUAGUACAGUGUAACAGACUUUUGUGUUUGUAAAAACCCUUUGUGGCCUCUGGGAUGUGUGUCCUUAGUCACAUUCCCGUGCAUCUCUGGUCAUUUUAUCUCUGUUAUGUAAUAACCUGUUCUUUGAUGCAGCUUCACUUGGGAAGCCAUGUCCCAAAGCAGAAUGUGAAAAGUAUUUUUUUGAAUGGAGGCAGUUACUAAGAUAUUUUUGUAUUGAUCUGAAGCAGUAAUAGUUUUAUAUGUUUCUUUUAUACAUUAAUGUAAAAAUGUAAAUAAUCUGACCAUUUUAUACAGAAUAAAUAUUUCGGCAAGUUUA
Megalops cyprinoides (Indo-Pacific tarpon) is the source of this 6440-nucleotide messenger RNA. RefSeq names its product microtubule organization protein AKNA-like. Bases 589 to 5064 code for a protein of 1491 amino acids. The transcript is spliced from 23 exons. Gene Ontology annotation, cellular component: centrosome. NCBI's taxonomy places the organism in Eukaryota, Metazoa, Chordata, Actinopteri, Elopiformes, Megalopidae. The record is from RefSeq and is a predicted model, not a curated record. Gene Ontology annotation, biological process: neuroblast delamination; epithelial to mesenchymal transition; neuroblast division in subventricular zone.